AUGUCCCACCAAAUUCAGUCUGAGUCUAAAAUCGAAUUAAAAAACUCCUCACUUAAAAUGUUGUCUAGAGGCAAAAAGCAGGAAGAAAAGGACUGGUUCCAAAUCCUUGCAAUUUUUUUGGCGUGCAUUUCGUCAUUUACUGACGGUAUGAUUUUUUCCUGGCCUUCCCCAGCAAUUCCAAAAAUCGUAGCAGAUAAAACCAACUACGAUAUAUCAUUAGAUGAAGCCUCAUUCUUCACAGUUUUGCCCCCAAUCGGGGCUAUACUUUCCUCAUUUCUUUUUGCAAAACUAAAUGACACGAUUGGGCGUAAAUAUACUCUACUUUUGAUCACAAUUCCUCAAAUAAUUGCCCUGAGUUUGAUCGCCACGGCAAAAUCUAUUUACGUGUUCUACUUGGCUCGAUUUAUAGGGGGUUUGGGCGACGCUUGCCUUUUUGGCUGUUUACCCGUUUACGUGGGGGAGAUUUCCACCCCAAGAGUGCGAGGUUCGUGGGGUAAUUUCAUGACUUUUCUCAUGUAUGUUGGCCAAUUGUCAAUUAAUAUUAUAGGGAGCUACAGCUCAAUUGCCAUGACGGCUUAUAUUUGUCUUAUUUUUCCAGUUUUUUUCUUUUGCACUUUUAUUUUUAUGCCGGAAACUCCUUAUUUCUACUUGAUGAAAGGCCGCGUCGAGGACGCACGAGUCUCUUUACAGCGUCUUCGACGAGUUGAGAACGUCGAAGAGGAGUUAACCAAACUAAAAACCGAUAUUGAACGACAAAUGUCUGAAUCUGGGAGUUGGAGAGAUGUUUUCGCCAUCAGGAGCAACCGGAGAGCUUUAUUUGCCGGAAUUUUCCUCCGAGCGUCUCAACAACUGGGCGGAAUUUCCUCCUUUACAGUCUACACCCAGUAUAUUUUCCUCAAAUCGGGCGGCGACGUCUCGGCCAGUACCUCCGCGAUCAUCUUCAUGGGUCUGUGUGCGAUUUUGAACAUGUUUGCAGCUUUUACUCUCGACAAGAUCGGUCGUAGAAAAUCUUAUUUCUUAUCGCUGUUAUUGUGUGGUUUAGUGUUGUUGUGUGAAUCUGUUUAUUUUUUGCUCGAGCAGUUUUACAGUGAUUUAUUUGAUGUCAAAAUCUUUAACUGGAUUCCACUGGUUGGGAUGAUACUCUAUGUUGUAUUUUAUUCAUUUGGACUUGGUAUUGUGCCUACUUUAAUGCUAGGAGAGCUUUUCUCGGCGAGUAUUAAAGGAAAAGGUUUGUUCUUAAUGAAUAUCGUGUUGGGGCUUUUUGUGAGUGUGGCAACCAAGUUGUUUCAUUUGCUUGAUACAUCGUUUGGGUUGUUUUCACCGUUUUUAUUUUUUGCGGUGAGUUGUUUUGUAUCGACAAUUUUGUCGGUGCGUUUCGUGCCAGAAACUAAAGGGAAAACGCUGGGAGAGAUUCAACAAUUGUUGAAAGGGACAAAAGAAGAUGAACAACAAUGUUAAUACAAAUCUUUUUUAUUUUAUUAAAAAAUCUGUCUAUUCAAAUAUUGACAUUUUAUUUAAACUCAGAGUUAAUAAAUAAAUUUUGUUAAAUUA
Messenger RNA from Tribolium madens (black flour beetle), 1551 nucleotides. Its product is annotated as facilitated trehalose transporter Tret1-like. Bases 1 to 1458 code for a protein of 485 amino acids. The transcript is spliced from 2 exons. Gene Ontology annotation, molecular function: transmembrane transporter activity. Gene Ontology annotation, biological process: transmembrane transport. NCBI's taxonomy places the organism in Eukaryota, Metazoa, Arthropoda, Insecta, Coleoptera, Tenebrionidae. The record is from RefSeq and is a predicted model, not a curated record. Gene Ontology annotation, cellular component: membrane.